Molecule: messenger RNA, 3420 nt
Organism: Fusarium fujikuroi IMI 58289
Lineage: Eukaryota; Fungi; Ascomycota; Sordariomycetes; Hypocreales; Nectriaceae
Product: related to helicases
Exons: 2
Coding region: 1-3420 (1139 amino acids)
Molecular function (GO): nucleic acid binding; ATP binding
Source: RefSeq, a predicted model, not a curated record
AUGACAAAACGCAAGGAAAUAUCAGGCCGAGUUGGUCCUAGCACAGAAUAUUCACUGCCAGGAGCAAAACGCAAGCGUGAUGGUGGCGAGGACUCAACAGCCGAGAGUCCGACUUCAAGUCAGCCGAGCAACUCGAAAUCUAGAAGGGGAGGAAAGGGGAGGAAAGCACGGCCGACCCUUCACAAAGAAGCCAGCAGUUUGGCCGUACCCUGUUCUGUGGAAUGGCCAGAAGAGUUUAAGAAGGUUGAACGAACGCAUCGAGCUCUCAAUCUUGUCUACACCUUUUGCACCACACGAAAACAUCUCGCCACGACAUUUGACACUAUAAAAUCUGCCGUUGAAGCCCAUAUCAAGCGGGAACUACUGGUCGAUGAGAUUGCUUCCAUGGUAGCGAUUCGCCCUGAGGGUCUUUUCUUUGCAUAUGUCGACGAGAACAUGCUACAACUUGAUGUCAAAGGCACUGAAAGGGACGACGUCUUCCGAACUGGCAAAUCAUUCAGGUCUCAGGCUCCUGCGCAUGAUGCGUCAGUGGGCGGGUACACUGGCAUGGAUGGCCUUGACAAACAACAUGAUCGGGAUCUUGAACCUGCAGGACGAGAAGUCCUUUUUCUCGAAUUCAUCGAUGGCGAUCUGAAGAGACAAGUCCCAGGCAAGUCUGGCGAGCCAACGAAGCCAAACCGAAAAUUGAGAGACGAGCAGCUGAGAAUGCCUGUUUUUAGCCAGAAACAGAUGACCAAUCUGAUCGAGAGGCGUAACCAAAGAUUCACUAAUGCUAUUAAUGCCUUCCUCAAUGAAUGCUCCGAAGAUGGGAUUGAUCCACUUGAAGUUCUCAAAGAACAAACACGGGCAUACAUCCCGGCCCCUUCUGCCCAAGAAGAGUUUGCCCCGGACAAGGCAGCCGAUUCGAUACCAGAGAGCAUACCAAAGGAACGAAAGACCGUGCCAGAAAUCGUACAGGAGCUCAAGGAGAGCCCCUGGUAUACUGGACAGAUUGUCCCUGAUGGGCAUCGAGUAUUUGAGAAGCAGGAGGCUGUUUAUGGGGACCUCAACUUUCUUUUGAGCCAGGAUUUGGUGAACGCUCUAUAUAACGCCAAGGGAAUCACACAGUUCUAUGCGCAUCAGUCAGAGGCCCUCAACAGUCUCCACGAUGGCAAACACGUUGUAGUAUCAACAUCGACAAGCUCUGGCAAGAGUUUGAUCUACCAACUCCCGGUCAUUCGUGCCCUCGAAGAGGAUUACAACUCCAGAGCAGUGUACAUCUUCCCCACAAAAGCCUUAGCACAGGACCAGAAGAGGAGCUUGAAAGAGAUGAUGAGUUAUAUGCCUGGUCUUGAAGAGACUAUGGUACAGACAUUCGAUGGGGAUACUCCAAUGAUUGAGCGCAAUGAGAUUCGGGAGCAAGCAAGAAUAAUUUUUACUAAUCCAGACAUGCUUCACAUUACCAUAUUACCCCAAGAAGAACGAUGGAGAUCUUACCUGAAGAACUUGAAAUAUGUCGUUGUGGAUGAGUUGCACUAUUAUAAUGGUCAAAUGGGGUCUCACAUGUCCUUCAUCAUGCGAAGAUUGAGGCGAAUAUGUGCCGCCGUGGGAAACCGGCGUGUCAAAUUUAUAUCGUGUUCUGCUACAGUUGCGAAUCCAGAGCAACACUUCAAAACAAUAUUCGGCAUAGAACACGUCCAGCUGAUAGAUUACGAUGGAUCUCCAUCAGGACGGAAGGAGUUUUUGUGCUGGAACACUCCAUAUAAAGACCCUGGCGAUCCUGCAUCUGGCCGCGGCAGCACCAAGUUUGAAUGCGCGCGACUGUUUUGUGCCCUGAUGCUAAGAGGUGUGAGGAUCAUUGCAUUUUGCAGAGUUCGGGCGCAAUGUGAGCUGCUCGUGAGCACCAUCAAGCAGGAGCUCGAGAACCUGGGGCGGCCAGAAUGUACCAAUCUGGUGAUGGGAUAUCGUGGCGGCUAUACAGCACAAGAUCGCCGCAGGAUCGAGACUGAAAUGUUUCAAGGUCAACUGCUUGGAAUUGUUGCAACCACUGCGUUAGAGCUCGGCAUUGACAUAGGCUCCCUUGAUUGUGUCAUGACGUGGGGAUUCCCUUAUACGAUUGCCAACCUGCGACAACAAAGUGGCCGUGCUGGCCGUCGCAACAAGGAUUCACUUUCGAUACUGGUUGGUGACGGGUUUGCCACAGACCAGCACUACAUGCAGAAUCCAGACGAGCUAUUCACAAAGCCCAAUUGUGAGUUGCAAGUUGAUCUGGAGAAUAUGCUUGUGCGUGAAGGACACAUUCAAUGCGCGGCAUAUGAAAUGCCAAUACGCCCGAAAAAUGAUGCAAAAUACUUUGGCAAAGACUUACCGAAGAUUUGUAUGGAACGCCUAAUCAAAGAUGACAUGGGCUUUUAUCAUUGCCAUGAUCGAUUUCGCCCUGUCCCUGCAAAGUAUGUUGCUAUACGAGACACAGAAGAUGACCACUUUGCUAUCAUAGACAUCACCAAUGGCCGGAAUGUUGUUCUGGAGGAGCUGGAGGCCUCAAGAGCAACUUUUACACUUUAUGAUGGAGCCAUUUUUCUUCACCAGGGUAAUCCCUACCUUGUACGAGACUUCCAGCCUGACAAAGGAAUGGCCAGGGUGGAAAGGGUCAAGGUUGAGUGGACAACUGUUCAGCGUGAUUAUACUGAUAUCGAUCCCACGGAGACAGAGGCCAUCAGAAAAAUUUCGAGUUCUCGAUCGCAUGCUUACUAUGGAACAAUCAAGAUCCAGCAAAACGUGUUUGGAUUCUUCAAGGUCGACAAGAAGAACCGAGUGUUGGAUGCGGUACAUGUAGACAAUCCACCAGUCAUACGUUUCAGCAAGGGAAUGUGGCUCGAUGUGCCUAAGAAGGCGAUGAGAAUUCUCCAAGAGAGACGUCUUCACAUUGCCGCCGCGAUACACGCUGCAGAGCAUGCCAUUAUGAGUCUACUGCCAGCCUUCGUUAUCAGCAUGCCUGGUGAUGUACGAACAGAGUGCAAGACGGCGGUGAAAGAGUUUGCAAAACAAGAAUCACAGCGGAAGCGACCAGCACGGUUAACAUUCUACGAUGCCAAAGGUGGUGCAGGAGGAUCAGGUAUCAGCACGAAAGCAUUUGACCAUGUCGAUCAACUACUACGGGAUGCGUUGAAGCGGGUCGAAGACUGUCACUGUGAGCGAGGUUGUGUUGAAUGUGUGGCAUCGGAGUUGUGCAAGCAAGCGAACGAAGUGAUGAGUAAAGUUGGUAGUCAAGUGAUUCUCAAGACUCUGUUGAACGUCGAGAUUGAUAUGGAGUCACUGCCGAUGGGUCCAGAGUUAAACAUUCCCAUAGGUACCGAGACAGUCGUUCUGGCAGAACCUGUUCCAUACCGGGCCAAAGAGACUGCCUUUGAGAACCGCAGCAUUACCGAUAACAACGGAUAA